CUGCGUGCGGAGCGGCAGCCGCCGGCAGAGGAGACCUCAGCAUCCUCGGGAGCCCAGCGCCGGCCCUGCCUCCACGGGGCCCGCCGCAGCCGCCGCCCUUUCGGUUCGCGCUACCGUCUCACCUCAAGGACUCCCGGGGAGCGGACGACGAGCCACCGCGGAGUUCCACGACUGUCGUCUCCCGUCCGUCCUCCCUCCCUCCUUCCUCCUCCUCUUCCAACUCCUUCUCCUCCCACUUCCCAGCCGCCGCGGAAAGCCCCUAACCCAACUUGACUGACGCUGGCUGGCGGGGCAGCCGCGCACCGUGUCACCCGCACUUCAUCUCUCCGCCCUGCCCCGCUGCCCCGAAGGCAGAGCUGCAGCAGCGCGGCGCAGCGCUGCUCCGCGUCUUCUUUCUCCCCGCGCCACCUCCGCCUGCCUCGGGAGCGUCCCGCCGGCCGCCGGCCCGCCGCACUCUCCUGGAGCUGCGCCCUAGUGCCCCUGCUGGGCAGUGGCCUCCCCCCCCCCCCAGGUCCACCCCGUCCACCCCCCAUCCUCCCGCGCCCUGCCACUGCUGCUCUGGGUAGACGAUGCUGAAGAUGCUCUCGUUUAAGCUGCUGCUGCUAGCCGUGGCUCUGGGCUUCUUCGAGGGAGAUGCCAAGUUUGGGGAAAGGAGCGAAGGGAGCGGAGCGAGGAGGAGAAGGUGCCUGAACGGGAACCCCCCUAAGCGCCUGAAAAGGAGAGACAGGCGGGUGAUGUCCCAGCUGGAGCUGCUGAGUGGAGGAGAGAUCCUGUGUGGUGGCUUCUACCCCCGAGUGUCCUGCUGCCUGCAGAGUGACAGCCCUGGGUUGGGGCGUCUGGAGAACAAGAUCUUCUCUUCCACCAACAACACAGAAUGUGACAGACUGCUGGAAGAGAUCAAGUGCGCACCUUGCUCGCCACACUCACAGAGCCUGUUCUGCUCACCUGAGAGAGAGGUCCUGGAUGGAGAUCUAGUCCUUCCGCUGCUCUGCAAGGACUACUGCAAAGAGUUCUUUUACACCUGUCGGGGCCACAUUCCAGGUCUUCUUCAAACGACUGCCGAUGAGUUUUGUUUUUACUACACGAGAAAAGAUGGCGGGGCCUGCUUUCCAGAUUUCCCAAGAAAGCAAGUCAGAGGCCCAGCAUCUAACUACUUGGACCAGAUGGAAGAGUACGAGAAGGUGGAGGAGCUCAGCAGAAAGCACAAACACAGCUGCUUCUGUGUCCAGGAGGUCGUGAGCGGGCUGCGGCAGCCCGUGGGUGCUGUGCACAGUGGCGAUGGGUCCCAUCGCCUCUUCAUCCUAGAGAAGGAAGGCUAUGUGAAGAUCCUAACCCCAGAGGGAGACCUGCUCAAGGAGCCUUACUUGGACAUUCACAAACUUGUUCAGAGUGGAAUAAAGGGAGGAGAUGAAAGGGGUCUGCUAAGCCUUGCAUUCCAUCCCAAUUACAAGAAAAAUGGAAAGCUGUAUGUGUCUUAUACCACCAACCAAGAACGGUGGGCUAUCGGGCCUCACGACCACAUCCUGAGGGUUGUGGAGUACACAGUGUCCAGGAAAAAUCCCCAUCAAGCUGACGUGAGAACAGCCAGGGUGUUUCUGGAAGUGGCCGAGCUCCACCGCAAGCAUCUUGGAGGACAACUGCUCUUUGGUCCCGAUGGCUUUUUGUACAUCAUCCUAGGGGACGGUAUGAUCACACUGGAUGACAUGGAGGAGAUGGAUGGGUUAAGUGAUUUCACAGGCUCUGUGCUGAGGCUCGAUGUGGACACAGACACGUGCAAUGUGCCUUAUUCCAUACCGCGGAGCAACCCCCACUUCAACAGCACCAACCAGCCCCCAGAAGUGUUUGCCCAUGGGCUCCACGACCCAGGCAGAUGUGCUGUGGAUCGACAUCCUACAGAUAGAAACAUCAAUUUAACAAUACUUUGCUCAGAUUCCAAUGGGAAAAACAGAUCGUCGGCCAGAAUCCUACAGAUAAUGAAAGGGAAAGAUUAUGAAAGUGAGCCAUCGCUUUUAGAAUUCAAGCCAUUCAGUAACGGCCCUUUGGUUGGUGGAUUCAUUUACAGAGGCUGCCAGUCUGAAAGAUUGUACGGAAGCUACGUGUUUGGAGAUCGCAAUGGGAAUUUCUUAACUCUCCAGCGAAGUCCAGUGACCAAGCAAUGGCAAGAAAAGCCACUCUGUCUGGGCGCCAGCGGCUCCUGUCGAGGCUACUUUUCAGGUCACAUCUUGGGAUUUGGAGAAGACGAACUAGGAGAAGUUUACAUUUUGUCAAGCAGUAAGAGUAUGACUCAGACUCACAACGGAAAACUGUACAAAAUCAUAGACCCAAAAAGACCUUUAAUGCCUGAGGAAUGCAGAGUCACAGUUCAACCUGCACAAACCCUGACCUCGGAUUGCUCCCGGCUCUGUCGAAAUGGCUACUACACCCCCACGGGCAAGUGCUGCUGCAGUCCAGGCUGGGAGGGAGACUUCUGCAGAAUUGCCAAAUGCGAGCCGGCAUGUCGUCACGGAGGCGUCUGUGUCAGACCGAACAAGUGCCUCUGUAAGAAAGGCUACCUCGGUCCUCAGUGUGAGCACGUGGACAGAAGCAUGCGCAGAGCGGCCAGGGCAGGUAUUCUGGAUCACAUCAUUGACAUGACGUCUUACUUGCUGGACCUCACAAGCUACAUCGUAUAGUGUCUGGGACAGCCGAAUAGUACUUCCUGGUGGGCAUUUAUUUUGAUCUUGUCAUUAAAAAGAGACACUAUAUCCUCCUGCUACGAAUGCCCGUGAUCUCAUUUUCUUCUAGCCAUUUAAAAGCAAUUUCCAGAAGUGGGCAGACUGAAUUCAGUGUGUAUGUUGGCCUGUUCAUUCAGAUACACACGCCCCACACGCGCGCACUCACAGCCCCGAGACCCGAGGUCGUAUGGCAGGCGCUUUUGUUUUGUUUUGUUUUUAAUACCUACUGCCUGGUGUGGAGUACUUCACACAAAAGUUCCACUGAGAAUUAAAUUGCAGAAUUUUUAUGGCAUCAAAAGAUAUCCCUUUAGUUCCCGGAGAAUUUCUGCCUGUAAUUACUAAAGUUGAGCAUAGUAGGGUUUUGAAAUGUUGUGCAAUGUGGUAGAAAUAUUUUUAUAUUAAAGGUCUAUAAUGAGAGAGCAUGUUUCCAAACUCCUCGAUGGGUUUCUGAGCAAGCAGCUUGGUGUGAUAUUGUACUCUGCAUUCCUGUUGAUGUAUCUAAUUACAGAAUGUUGUGCACUCACCUUUUUAUUUGACAGAGCAAUCUGGUUACUUCAGCUUAACCUCAAGAUGGUUUUCAAAUGUCUUAUGAUUAAAUCAGAGCAACCUAUCUGAAAAAGCAAUCUUCCUGAAUGGACUGCUUCUAUUGUAUAUUUUGUGUAACAAUAGUCACUGGUUUUGUGUUACAUAUUUAUAUUUUUAUUUUAUUUUUAUAAUAUAGACAUCACCUAGAUGAAACACCUUUACCCUGUCCUGUAAAUUACUAAGGUUACAUUCCACCAGCUUAAUUGGAAAGAAGGGGAUUAAGGCAGCAAACAGCCUCUAAUGUGCCUUGGAUCUAAUGUAGCAGUGUGUCCUUGUGCCAACAUGUAACCACCACACCGGUCAGAUGGAAAAGCAAGAGAACAGCCAGUCCUUCCAGAACUCCAGCCGCGCACACAUGUGCGGGGCUUCCACCACAAGGCUGUCAGGGUCCGGGAUUAGAACCCUAAGGUGUGCACCCUGACUCUACCCUCAUGGAGAAGAGCCUACACAUUCAUAGCCACUCCAGGCUGUGCAGGAGCUGCCUAAUGUGCAGAUUCUUAAAAUCUUCAUUCUUGGCAACACUGACUUCCGUGCACAUGUUCCUUCGGGACACGGUGGCAAUACCCCUUGACUGUGGCCUCAGUACAUUUCCCACAAAUGCUCUGUUCAGAUUUUCUUAGAAAAAUGAUGUACUCCGAGUGACAAGAGUCUGACAGACAUUGUUCUUAGUGGUUUUCCAUUUGCCAUCUCUCCACGUUUGCAUUCUAACAAAGUGUAAGGGUUUUGUACUACUGGCCAUGAUAAGCACACACCCUCUACCGUAGCAUCCAUUCCUCUGGAAUCAUGUGAGCACCCGGCACUGGCUAAUUUUUGCACACAUGCUCCUUAUCCUUAGGAAUAUGAGCUUUAAUUAUAAAACAACAGCAGCAAUCUGUUGUUUUAAAGUAAGAGAGUUGCAAUUACAUUGUGGAUUCUAAGGGAUUCUAAAGAAUCUACAACAUGGAACAAUUUGUUGGCUCCACGGCUCCUGUCUUCCGUAUAUGAUUACUUGGGUUUCCAGUGACCUCAUACCAAUGGAAAUGGGUUGAGAAACCUUGGUGCUUAGUGAACAAUAGCCUGCAUUAAAAAGUGCAUGCAUAAUUUUGCACAAUUUAGCUUCAAUUGACAGUCUAUUCAAAGAAGUCUUGGAACUAAAUGAGCAUGGAGACCAAAUUGCCCUCUUACCCCAGAAAAGGGGUGGUCCCUUCUAGUCUCACCAACACUCCAUUGGCCCAACACUGUGACAAAUCUUGCAAUGAACCAUGCAGUAGCCUGAAUCUGUAGGUUAAUAGCAAUCUUUUGUCUCCGUUGCUUUCUCUUCAUAGUCCUUUUACUGAAUUCCAUCACAGAAAGUUUUACAAUUAAAAAGAGGAAAAACUGCCCUGACAACCAUUUUUGUAAGUGGACCUUACUAUCAAAUCAUCUCUUAUUCAAUGUGGGUGACACUGACAGAAUGUGAAUGUCUCCUGAAGGAGCCAGCUGUCUAAAUCUGUCAAAUCGUACAGUUUUAUUACACAUACCCCCAUUCAUAGUUUAAGCAAAAACAAGGAUACCCCUGGAAAGCCAACAGAACCUUAAAGCCCGAGUGCUUCGUUUUACCGUUAAAGAGAAGAUGUUCCUCUGGUGGGCGCUCUACUCGAACAACGUAGACUAGGCUGGCCAAACCAGAGCUGCUUUACAUAACCCUUUCUCAAGUGACUUAGGGAUCAUUCUGUACUCCAGACGUCAUUGCCUUUUCUAUAAUAACCUAUUCAAAUGAAAUACCAAGUUCUCUUUAAAGAAGAUAGCAAGAUCCAUGGCUAUUUAAACCAAGCAAAGAAAGUCUCUAGACUCCUUUCUUUCUGUCCUUUGGAGAAAAGUAAAUAGCAAUGAUUGAUGGGUGAUUGUGUGUUUUAGACUAUGUGACCAAUUCCAAAAUUGUCUUUGGCCUAUUCCUUGAAGUUGAUUUUUAAAUGUAUGACUGGGGGUUAUCAUAAAUGACUUAUGAAAGAUGGAUUGGAAUUGGUUAAAAAGUAUGAGCUAAGAAAAAUCUACCCAUCUAACAAAGUACACAAUCUAAACUGGAAGAAUGUCAUUUAUGUGAGUGCUGAUGUGUAUGACAAAGAAGAAAUAAACAGUUACUAUUAUUCCCUGCCCAUCCUAGAGCUUAAGCUUUGGGUACCAGCUGACUGUGAAAUAACCUUCUUAUCAGUAUUGUUGCCAAACGUGCCCUGACUUAAAGCCCAUAAAGCAAUGAUAUGAAAGCUAAAUUAGCAUAUCAUUAAAGUCAGAAGGAGGGACAUUUAAGAAAAUUCAGUGAAGACAAAAAUGUUUCCAUCCAUACCUUUUUGUCUUAGAAUCUUACUUAAGGUAUUGGGAAAUAUUUCACAAGCUUUACUCAGAAGCUUCUACAAUUUAACAGAUCAAUUUCAUGAAAGAUGGGCAAAGACAUCUAUGCAUGCCCACAAAACCCAGCUAGAAAUCUAUUUUCUUGUCAUUUGCAUGCCUCUGAGUAGUCAUGGCUUCCCAAUUGACUAUCCUUGGAAUUGCUACCGGAAUACCAUACUGUUAUUUAGCAUUUUUGUUUCUGACAUUGUUUUACUAUCUGGCUGGGAGGUGGGCCCCUGCAGCGGAGGUCUUUCUAAACACAUGCUAAUCUAUUAGGAGUUUCUCCACUUUCUCUUGGCAUUCGAAAGAAGCCCAGUUUAAGUUGGUAAGGGAGGGGAAUAUACCAGUCACAUUAUGGGAAGUGCAUCCGUUUAGUUUCUGAGCAUCUUUCUAGAAUGUUACCUGAGAUUUCCCCACUGCCUCCUUCACCCUUCUUUGCCCCUCCACCUAUAUCUCUCUACCCAUCUCUCUUUGAAUCUCUUCUUCCUUCACUAUCCUGACCCAGGAUAGCCAAAACAACCCUGUUCAACAAGGUUUUCACUAAACAGAUACAUCACACGUGACCAUCAUGAGGUUGUCCUGGAACAGAUACCUAUACGUUUUGUUGGGGCUUGUUUUCCUUUGUUUUCUCUCCUGGAGUCAUGUUGACUUAAAUUCAGUAUCACUAAGAAGAGUAGAGAAAGAGUGUACCGGGCUGGUCUACAGCAGUCAUUGAAAGAAAUGACGAAAAUCACACACAUCUACCAGUGUAGGUGCUCCAUGUCAGUCUUCUAGAAAAGUCACAGGAAAGACAAAUAGAGUCACCCUAGUAGAAAGCGUGAGCUGACAGGAGGGACACGCCUAGCUAGUUCCUACCAAAAAUGACAACCAUCUCUACAGAGUCCUCUUUGAAGAAAACUAUUCCAAAUCCAUAUGGAAGGAAACUAGUGUCUUGGUGAUGAUGACCUCAGAAACUUAUCCUCCUUGCCAUGAGGUCUGCCAGUCAGAAAACUUAACCAAAUGUAUAUGCCUGGAAAACGAACACAUUUUUAUUCCCUGAGGAAAUUGGUGGCACUGUUUCUGGGAGUAUCGAUGGAUUCCCAUCAGAAAGUUCCUCUUUCUAUAUUUGAGACAUGCGUUUGCUCUCUGACUUUCUUUGUCACACCGACACAAGUUGGCCACACAUCCAAUUAGUAAUAUGACAUGAAAUAAGAUAGGAAACCCAAGUGUAGAUGCAUCUAGAUGUUGAAAACAUGUUCUUGGAGCCUGUCAGAUACAGUUCUCAGCUGAGUUUCUGUAUGUCUUCCAUGGUGCCUUCUCCUCUGAGUAACUUCUGGAAUGGGCUUGAGGUUGCCUUCUAGGAGAAGGCAAAGGACUCAUGGGAAAGCAAAGAGUAGUUAACUGCUUGAUUCCCAAAAUUCUAGCAGCCUUAGAGAGAUUCAUUCAUUUAUGAGAUUGAUAUUUUCUUAAGUUCUAUUAAAUAUGAAGCCAAAAUCCACCCAUCAUUUACUUUGUUUUCUCGUAUAACUUAUUGAAGGCAUGUAUCAGACAGUUGAAAAAUGCAAAUAAAUAAUAGAUUCCUUGCAUCAAUAAAAAACCUUAUACCUAAAACUUCUCAUUUGUUUUUGUAGGUCAACAACAACAACAACAAAAAAUGGUACCAAUUCAACAUUCAUCCUAAGGUAGUCUUUCAUGUACAUCACAAAGUAAGAUGUCAUUGUUUAUUCAGGGUUUUCUUUUUUGAAUCUAUAACUCUUUAUAGAUUCAAAAUACAUAUAUCCAUAUACUGGCAAGUGAACAUACCUAUAUAUUGUAUAUUAUCUCAGUUGGCUAUCAUCUUUUCAGUAAAAAGAAUAACAUUUUGUCAUCUAAUAUAUAUAUGUAUAUAUUUAAUUUUUCUCUAUAGUAUAUGUAUAUUAUAUCUCAAUAAUAUAUAUACACUAAUAUUGUGAUAGGAAAUUCACAGUGGCCAAAUUUAAUAUAAGCUUUUUCUUCACAGUUAGAAAUUCAGUCUUGAACAUUUCUCUCUGUACUGAAAACUUAACUAGUCAGUAGUUUCCAUUCACAUGAAUAAGGUAUGAUUAGACUUGGUAUGGUCUGUGCCAGAAUAAACAUUGGAUGCUACUUUGCUUUAUAAUCUUAAAAUCUGAGCAUGACUUUUCUGGAAUGAGCUAAGAAUCCAUGUUCAGAGGGUUCAUUUCAUAAUAUUAUUUUUGAGAAGCUAAACUGACAGCCUUAUGAGAUAUCAGAUAUCCUUCAUCUUAUUCUAGCCAGAGGAUGUGUAUGGACAUGUGUGUCACUAAGAGCCAUGAAGUAACAGGAUGGGCAAUACUGAAGUACUGUAGAAUUUUUGGGAACUUUAUUCCCCAGGACAUGCUACAACAGACUACUACUACUUAAAAUAAAUCUGUCUAAUUACAAAGAAAAAAUGGUUGAAUCAUGACCAUAAGCACGAAGGGAUUCUAAUAGGAAACUCUUGUGUCCUCUUGAAUUUGUCUGUGAUUGAUGUUGUUAAGUGUUAAGGGGUGGUUUUGUGUUCCAUCCUUCUCACAUAUCUUGGUGUUUUGAGUUGUCAAUGUCCAUUUCCUUACAGGCUAUUGACAAUUAAAGCAGUCUAUCCAGAAUCUUAUAGGACGUUUCAGAACCAAUCCAUCUUUGAGGCAGCUGACCGUAGGGACAACUGUCCCAAAUGCAAGUAGGGUCAGGGCUAGUGCAGGGAUGACUUACGAGUUCUAGAACAUUCUAAAAAUUAAUGUGCGCAUGACUCCCCCCCCCCCGAGUUUGAACUAAUCUGGUUUACUAAAUCAGUUUGUAAAAAUAUGCAGUUUUCCUUGAUGGAUCUUCUACUAUUCAGCUACCCAUUUAUUCAUCAAUGCAAUAUAAAUGCUGAAGUGCCUCGCAAAAUUUCACGCUGCAGAGAAGGUUGGGGCCUCUGCAAGGGCAGGGCUGUAUGUUCGCUGGCAUGAUUAACGUGUUUGAAGCAAAAGAGAAUUUCACAAUCAACUAGCUCCAGUUUGGUUCAGCCUUAGACUCCAGCAGUUACAAGUAGUACAGAUGGCCUCCAGUACAUCUGUGUGUAUCUGUACAUGUGCACACACCCAUGUAUAUAUAUAUUUAUCUGUCUGUACAAACACUACAUAUGUAUACACACUAUCUAUGUAAUAUAUAAUAUAUGUAUAAUGCAUAUAAAUUCUAACAAGUGUAUUUGUGAUAUCUUUAAAAUAGAACAACUGUAUCUUGAAGAAAUGAUAAAUGCAGAGAAUUGGCUUUAUUGUUGAUCUGUGGAUUUAAUGUUUUUAGGUGAAAGGAUGUUUUAAGUGUAUAAUUUCUUUUCUUAAUUUAAUAUAUUUAUGUAAAUGCAUGCCUGAAAUUUGACUAGAUUGGCUGUGUUUUGUGUCUUAACAUGAUCAAAUGUAUUAAACUUUAUCUUAUGACUUCA
Molecule: messenger RNA, 9063 nt
Organism: Mesocricetus auratus (golden hamster)
Lineage: Eukaryota; Metazoa; Chordata; Mammalia; Rodentia; Cricetidae
Gene: Hhip
Product: hedgehog interacting protein
Source: RefSeq, a predicted model, not a curated record